UGCUUGAGCAGUAUUUGUCAAGUUUAGGCAAUAUGUAAUAAUUAUAAUCACAGCUUUAAUCUCACAAAUAAUUACAGAGAGACGUCUCUGUAGCAGGUGUGUAUAGUUGGCAAACCCUCAAGAAAUCUAUUUUCAAUGUCCUUUCUAUUUAAACAUGGAACGAUGUCCAUCUGUAACACACGUAUGGUUAUGCUAUGAGUGGAUGCAGAAACCCCGCCUGCUAUUCAGAUAUCGACAACAAUACAAGUGUUAUUAAAAUGAUUAAAACAAAUAGCAGGUGUAUUAAAUAUUAGAAGACUAGAUUCUGUGUGGAUUCUGUGUGGAUAGUCUCCUACACAAGAUUGCUGUGUUUUGGAGGACAUUUAAGGUCGGAGGUGUAUAUGAAAUGAUACGAUUGGCAGAUGAUUUCAUUCGACAUGUUUUCCAUAGGAACAGCCUAGAGAUAUAGGCUAUAUAUAGCGUGGUACAUAUGUGUUCAGUGUAUGAUCUGAAACGUGGCCAUGUGUGUAUUACGAAACAAUGUUGUUAUUUUUUACAAAAGGAACGUAGGCUUUAACGUGCCUAAUGCAAAUGCUGCAUACUGUAGGUUGCUAUAUGAUGUGACGUAGAUCAUUAAUACGUUGGUGGUGGUUACAAAGUAGGUAUCUAUUUCUUGAAGAGGGGUGCUUAAUAUGUAAACAUUUGGUCAUAUUUUAAUAGUGGGCCUAAUUAAUUUGGAUAACAGUUAGACUGCUCUCAACUCUCAGUUAAAAUGUAUAGUUAAUAUUGCUGCUCCAUUGAUAAAACAAGCCUGUUGAUUCUACCCAACAACACCCUUCUCUCUUUGUGGAAUGGUACGUUCUCUCCACACAGAUUUCAUUCAUAAAAUUCCAGCUCACUAUAAAAGGAGGCGCGCUCCACUAUCUGCACCAACUACCAUUCACGUGAAAGAACCCAGAAAAAGUGAUGCACAGAGACUCGAGCCCAAACUACAAUGUCUCGAGCUCGUCCGGCAGCAGCAGCAGCAGCAGCAGCAGUUUAGCAUCGCCUACCGGAGACAUACCCGCGUGCAGUCAGCGGUCUCCAAGCUCACUCACGAGCGCAUCAUCAAUAGACAGCAGCACGUCUCAGAAUGUCUGCGGUGAAACAGACUGUCCACGGCAGUCUGCCGUUGUUCCUACAGUGACUGCGAUCUCAGCCUUCUCGGAUCUGCAGUGGAUGGUCCAACCGACCACCGUCAUCUCAGCAUCUGCCUCCCCCUCCUCCCCUUCCAGCAGCGCAAAGCCUACAAGAGCUCAUGGCGCAACCCAGUCAUCUUCAAGAGCGGGAGGGAACACGGAACAAUCCACCAGCACGAGAGGGAAAAAACAGGCUACAUCAGAAGAGGAUGAGAGGAGGAAGAUCAGGAGAGAGAGGAAUAAAGUCGCAGCGGCCAAGUGUCGCAACAGACGGAGGGAGCUCACCGACACCCUGCAAGCCGAAACUGAUCAGCUUGAAGAGGACAAAGAGGCCUUGCAGACAGAGAUAGCCCACCUCCUGAAAGAGAAAGAGAGUCUGGAACAGAUCCUAUCCGCCCACCAGCCAGCCUGCAAACUAGCCGCAGCUGAAGACAACAACGUGGAGGAAGACAUCGACGAAGACAUCGCCGAUGACAUCGACCGCAUGCUCCAGGACCCUCCGGAUUCCCCCCAGCUGCUCUCCAUCUUGGAGAAUGAAGACAAACUCCAACUCCCAGAGGGAAAUGCAACACUAGUGAAUGUGUCUGACACUCCUUCGCUUCAGGACAUGGAAACUGUUGUGGUUCCCUCGAACAUCUCCAUCUCUGCGUCAGCCAUCUUGGGUAACUCCAACAUCCUGCUGUGCUCCAGCGCUGAGGAAGAACCCAUGGACGACCUAAACUUCGACCGGGAUGACUUAGACAACCUGGUCCCUAGCCUGGAACUCAACAUGGCUGUGGCCCCUGAGACUGCCCCGUCUGUUCCCGACAUCGACCUCCUCGGAGGCCCCUUCUGCCUCUCAGACUGGGAGACCCUGUACAAGUCGGUGGCCAACAAUCUGGAGCCCCUCUGCACCCCCACGAUGAUGACUUCCAGUGACAGUCCUACCUGUAGCAGUUACCGCUCUGUGUUUAGUUUGAAUUACACAGAGAUAGACUCUUUGGCGGGGACAGGAGUUGCAACUCCAGCUCUGAGACCCUCAAAUGAGGUGUUGGUGGUAGAUCUGAUUUGAUGAACGGUAAUCUGAACUCUCCCACACUGUUGACCUUGUGACACUGUUAUGGGACUGGUGGGACAUAUACAUAUAGGGCUAGUUUCCCCUACUCACAGAUUGAGCCUUAGUCUUCGAUUAAAAAAGCAGUGUUCAAUGAGGAUUCUCCAUUGAAAGUGCCUCUUUAGUCCAGGACUAGGCUUAAUCUGCGUCUGAGAAACACGGCCCUUGAGGUUGAUAUUGAACCAAUAAGCUAUGGUCUAUUCAUCUACCUCCCCCCUGAUGUUUUGUUGUGCUUGUUAUGAUGUUUUGUUAACAUUUAACCUUUAGCACCAAAUUAAAUGGUUACUGUGACUAUAACAGUAUCAACAUCUUCCAUAUAUAUAUAUAUAUAUAUAUAUAUAUAUAUAUAUAUAUAUAUAUAUAUAUAUAUAUAUAUAUAUAUAUAUAUAUGGAAGAUCUAUAUAUAUUGGUGCACCUGUGAGGGCUGUUCACGCUCUUGAAAAAUAUAUCUAUUUGUUGUCCUUGUAUCAAAAUUAAAUGCAUGCAAAAUCAUACCAUUUGAUUAAAAAGGGGUGCUAUAUCUUUGUUUUUCCAUCCUUAAAUAUAAAUGUGAAACUAGACUGUGGUUUGUGAGGAUACUGAUAUCAGAUUGUGUCUUAUUAACAGGUGAAAUUACAGUUUGAGUAAUGUGGACAUCAUUUUUACUGUAAAGUGACAUUUCUUUCUGGUUUUCCAUGAAAACAGAGCACCUUGUAUUUUAUCAAGAUGUAUUUUAUGACAUAGUUUAUUUUUUUACCUUAAAAAGUUUUGACUAAUUGUUGGUAACACAGACAAAUAAAAUAAUAAAACUGGUUGUUUGGA
This is a messenger RNA of Oncorhynchus tshawytscha (Chinook salmon), 3051 nucleotides long. RefSeq names its product proto-oncogene c-Fos. The coding region runs from base 946 to 2208 and encodes 420 amino acids. The transcript has 5 exons. Gene Ontology annotation, cellular component: nucleus. Gene Ontology annotation, molecular function: DNA-binding transcription factor activity, RNA polymerase II-specific; RNA polymerase II cis-regulatory region sequence-specific DNA binding. Lineage: Eukaryota; Metazoa; Chordata; Actinopteri; Salmoniformes; Salmonidae. Gene Ontology annotation, biological process: regulation of transcription by RNA polymerase II. The record is from RefSeq and is a predicted model, not a curated record.